AGCGCUCAUACGUCAUCACAACAGGAAGUAAGUGAGCAGCAGCGCUGUCGGUGUGAACAGGCUGGAGGAGAAGGUGAGUGGACAGUGCUGCUGCCCACACCGGUUCCCUUUCUCCCAGCGCCCAUGGACGACGCCCACGAACAAUACAGCCCCACUAGGAACAAAUAACUCAGACGGGAAAGGCUUUCCCGCCGGUUCUCAUCUCGGUGGACCGGGCGCCGUACAAUGGAACGAGCGAUGGAACAGCUCAACGUACAGCUCAGCCGGCUAACCCGCUCCCUCCGCCGGGCCAGGACCGUGGAACUGCCAGAAGAUAAUGAGACUGCAGUGUACACACUUAUGCCGAUGGUCAUGGCUGACCAGCACAGGUCAGUGUCUGAGUUGCUCCUCAACUCCAAGUUUGAUGUAAACUAUGCCUUUGGACGGGUGAAGAGAAGUCUACUACACAUCGCUGCCAACUGUGGAUCAGUGGAGUGUCUGCUUCUACUGCUGAAAAGAGGAGCCAACCCAAACUACCAGGACAUCUCAGGCUGCACCCCUCUGCACCUGGCUGCAAGGAACGGGCAGAAGAAGUGCAUGGGCAAACUACUGGAAUAUAAUGCUGAUGUCAACAUCUGCAAUAAUGAGGGACUGACUGCUAUCCAUUGGUUGGCAGUGAAUGGGAGGACGGAGCUCCUCUACGAUCUGGUCCAGCAUGUGUCCAACGUGGACGUGGAGGACGCCAUGGGACAGACUGCUCUACAUGUAGCCUGUCAGAACGGACACAAAACCACGGUGCUUUGUCUUCUGGACAGUGGAGCUGACAUCAACCGGCCCAACGUCUCUGGAGCCACGCCUCUUUACUUUGCCUGCAGCCAUGGCCAAAGAGACACAGCACAGAUCCUGCUUUCUCGAGGUGCCAAGUACCUCUCUGACAAGAAUGGAAUCACUCCUCUGGAUCUCUGUGUGCAGGGUGGAUAUGGGGAGACCUGCGAGAUCCUCAUACAGCACCACGGUAGACUUUUCCAGUCCCUCAUCCAAAUGACACAAAAUGAUGAUCUGAAAGAAAACAUGCUCAGGCAGGUUCUGGAGCAUGUCUCUCAGCAGAGUGACAGUCAUUUCCUCAGGAUCUUGACCAGUCUUGCUGAAGUGGCUACCACUAAUGGACACAAGCUUCUCAGCCUGUCUAGCAGUUAUGAAGCUCAAAUGAAGAGUCUACUGAGAAUCAUUCGUAUUUUCUGCCAUGUGUUCCGCCUGGGGCCUUCAUCAUCUAACAACGGCAACGACAUGGGCUACAAUGGAAACAAGACGCCUCGCAGCCAGGUCUUUAAGAUGUGUGCGAGACAGAUGGAGGUGGAGACGGUACAAAAAGAUGAAUGUUCCUGGACAGGUUCUCCUGUCUUUGAUCCAUUGGAGCUGUUGUGGCACUCUCUGGAUGAAUGGCUGGUGCUCAUCUCCACAGAGCUGGAGAGGAACAGGAAGAACCCGUCUUCCUCCUCCCCCAGCAGUGAGAUAGCCUCUUUGCUUCUCAAGCAACGGGAGGGGGACCAUUCUGGCUCCAAGCCAAAGCUGCACUCCUUGCUAGACCCCGAAGCCGGCGUGGAAACGGAGGUGUAUGCCGAUGGGGAGGACGUCAUCUCCAUGACAGCCAGUCGGCUCAGUGCUGUGAUUCAGGCCUUUUAUAUGUGCUGCUCCUGUCAGAUGCCACAAGGAAUGACAUCCCCUCGCUUCAUUGAGUUUGUCUGCAAGCAUGGCGAGGUGCUCAAGUGUUUUGUAACCAGGAACCCAAAGAUCAUCUUUAACCACUUCCAUUUCCUACUGGAGUGUCCAGAGUUGAUGUCACGCUUUAUGCACAUUAUCAAGGCCCAGCCCUUCAAGGAUCGCUGUGAGUGGUUCUAUGAGCACCUGCUGGCUGGGCAGCCAGAUUCCGACAUGGUUCAUCGUCCGGUCAACGAGAACGACAUCCUGCUCAUCCACAGAGAUACCAUAUUCAGGAGUAGCUGUGAGAUGGUUUCCAAGUCCAGCAAUGAGAAACUAAAACAGGGCAUUGCUGUUCGCUUCCAUGGAGAGGAGGGAAUGGGCCAGGGGGUGGUUCGGGAGUGGUUUGACAUCCUGUCCAAUGAGAUAAUCAACCCUGACUAUGCUCUGUUCACUCAGUCAGCUGAUGGUACAACUUUCCAACCUAACAGCAACUCCUCGGUGAAUCCAGAUCAUCUAAACUACUUUCAGUUUGCGGGUCACAUUCUGGGUUUGGCUCUGUACCACCGACAGCUGGUCAACAUCUACUUCACCCGCUCCUUCUACAAACACAUUCUGGGCAUCCCGGUGAACUACCAAGACGUGUCGUCCAUUGAUCCGGAGUACGCCAAGAACCUGCAGUGGAUACUGGACAACGAUAUCAGUGAUCUGGGUCUGGAGCUCACCUUCUCCGUAGAGACGGACGUGUUCGGGGCCAUGGAGGAAGUGCCGCUCAAACCCGGAGGGACCAGCAUCCUGGUAACCCAGGACAACAAGGCCGAAUAUGUCCAGCUGGUGACUGAGCUGAGGAUGACACGAGCCAUCCAGCCUCAGAUAAACGGCUUCCUGCAAGGAUUCCACACCUUUAUCCUUCCCUCACUCAUCCAGCUUUUUGACGAAUACGAAUUGGAGCUCCUGCUGUCAGGGAUGCCAGAAAUCGACGUGCAGGAUUGGUGCAGGAACACCGAGUACACCAGUGGCUAUGACCCUCAGGAGGCGGUCAUCCAGUGGUUCUGGGAAGUGGUGAAAAGUCUGUCCCAGGAGGAACGGGUUCUUCUACUCCAGUUUGUCACUGGAAGUUCCAGGGUUCCACAUGGUGGCUUUGCCUACUUGAUGGGGGGCAGUGGUUUACAGAAGUUCACCGUUGCUGCAGUACCAUACACCUCCAACCUACUGCCUACCUCUAGUACCUGUAUCAACAUGCUGAAACUCCCAGAAUAUCCAAGCCAGGAGGUCCUGAGAGACCGGCUGCUGGUGGCGCUGCAUUGUGGGAGCUAUGGUUACACCAUGGCGUAGUAUCAGUCCCUGCUGUUGUGAGAGUUUGCAGACCCAUGCAACACUCCCUCCUCCACUCACGCACUUCAUGUAGCCAUUCGCUGCUUUUGCUGGACAAAAAAGGGAAAUCCACAACACAAUGACUGGAGACCCCAGGUUCUGAGUCUUCAUACCUGUGUGGCAACUUCUACUCCUUAGAUUGACGUGAUAUCUGGUCAUGUAUGCAAAAAAUAAUUGAAUAUCUUCUCAUUUGAAAUUGAAUUAAAAGAAAAAAAACGCAUUUACCAUGUACCACCCAAAGCGCUUUUACAUGUCAUCAAUUCAGUUAGUUCUGUAUAGCGCUGUCUAACCAAACUUUAGCCAGACAUACUGUAUAGUCACUGUACUAUAUGACAAAAGUUUGUGUACAACUUUAGAUGCAAGUGAUGCAAGAGGGAUGAUCAUGUCAUCUCAAAGCAUAGCCCUUUGGCUGCAGGGAUGUGGAGCUGGGGUUCUGUAUGUAUGUAUGUAUGUAACAAUAACAUAUCUAGCACAAAGUGGGUCAAUCAUUUAUGUUCUUGUAUUAAAAUGUAACACCAUUGGAACUAUAAAGCCUUAACCUAGGGUAUUAGACCGAGAUCAAAAGACCUUGAUGUAGGCAAUCAUCUUUGGCACCACAAGAUUGUAAAGAUUGAAGCAACACCUUGAUAAUCAGAUGACCCACAACAUGUACCUCUGUGUGAAAGCGAACAGACUUUGUGACGUCUACUACUGACUAAGGUGAAACGUUAUUGCAGUCAGAAAUAAUUUCACAUGACGUUCUCAAACAAGACCAAAGUGGUCGAUUAGACCAGAGUAUUCAACCAAGAAUGGGCCCACUGUUUGAAGUUCAUUCUCCCCUCGGCCACUUCUGCACCAAUAUGUUGCAUCUUCAAAGAACAUGACCAUUAUUAAAAACAGUAACGUGAAACUCCACUAAAGAAACAGCGUACCUGCUCACAUCCAAAAUGAAGGCACAUAAAAUAAACCUGAGAGCCCAAUAUGAUCCGAAUACUAACGCACAAAAUACACUGCCCAACAAUGAGGUCAACAGAGAUGGGUAAUUUAGCUUAAACAAGUGGUAUUAGACCCUGCACACACAUUUCUCUGACAAUAAAUAUUCAUUAUUUGAA
Messenger RNA from Gasterosteus aculeatus aculeatus (three-spined stickleback), 4142 nucleotides. It is a transcript of the gene hace1, whose product is annotated as HECT domain and ankyrin repeat containing E3 ubiquitin protein ligase 1. Lineage: Eukaryota; Metazoa; Chordata; Actinopteri; Perciformes; Gasterosteidae. Gene Ontology annotation, biological process: protein polyubiquitination; Golgi organization; ubiquitin-dependent protein catabolic process. Gene Ontology annotation, molecular function: protein binding; ubiquitin protein ligase activity. Gene Ontology annotation, cellular component: Golgi membrane; nucleus; cytoplasm. The record is from RefSeq and is a predicted model, not a curated record.